Molecule: messenger RNA, 261 nt
Organism: Staurois parvus
Lineage: Eukaryota; Metazoa; Chordata; Amphibia; Anura; Ranidae
Source: the annotation of a GenBank genome assembly
CAGGGGUGGACUGACCAUUUGGAAACCCGAGCACUGCCCGAGGGCCUGGGGUCAGUAGGGGGCCCCAUGAGAUGCCCCUGGUACCUUUUUCAUAGGCUUUUUUGAGUUUGGGCAAGGACACAGGGGCCCCAUGAUCCCCUAUUGCCCGGGGGCCCCAUGAGUUGUCAGUCCGCCCCUGCUCCCCUCCCUCCUAGAUUAUGUCUAUGCAAGUUGCACCUGAAAUCACAAAAAACAGUGCAGGAACUUUUUUUUUCCAAAUCA